AUGGCAGUCCAGGCGGCGCUCCUCAGCACGCACCCCUUCGUCCCCUUCGGCUUCGGGGGCUCCCCUGACGGGCUGGGAAGCGCCUUCGGAGCCCUGGACAAGGGUUGCUGUUUCGAGGACGAGGAGACCGGGACACCGGCGGGCGCGCUGCUGGCGGGCGCCGAGGGCGGGGACGUGCGCGAGGCCACCCGCGACCUGCUCAGCUUCAUUGACUCGGCGUCCAGCAACAUCAAGCUGGCGUUGGACAAGCCCGGCAAGUCGAAGCGGAAGGUGAACCACCGCAAGUACCUGCAGAAGCAGAUCAAGCGCUGCAGCGGCCUCAUGGGCGCCGCGCCCCCGGGCCCGCCCUCCCCGGGCGCCGCCGACACGCCCGCCAAGCGGCCGCUCGCCGCAGCCAGCGCCCAGACGGUCCCGGUCCAGGCCCACGGCAAGGCGGCCCCUCGGCGGGAGGCGUCGCAGGCCGCGGCGGCCGCCAGCCUCCAAAGCCAGAGCCUGGCCGCGCUCUUCGACUCGCUGAGCCACGUCCCUGGGGCAGCAGAUCCUGCCGGGGUUGCGGAGGCGGCGCCCGCGGCCGGGCUCGUGGGAGCGGGCGCUGGGGGCGUGGGAGGGGACGCGGCCGGCCCUGCAGGGGGUCCGGCCGUCCCCGGCGCCAGGAAGGUCCCACUGCGGGCCCGCAACCUGCCCCCGUCCUUCUUCACCGAGCCGUCCCGGGCGGGCGGCGGCGGGUGCGGCCCGUCGGGGCCCGGCGUGAGCUUGGGCGACCUGGAGAAGGGCGCCGAGGCCGCGGAGUUCUUCGAGAUGCUGGGGCCCGACUACGGCGCCGGCACCGAGGCGGGCGUCUUGCUCGCCGCGGAGCCUCUCGAUGUGCUCCUCACCGGAGCCGCCGUCCUAAGGGGACCCCCGGAGCUGGAGCCCGGCCUCUUUGAGCCGCCACCCGCGAUGGGGGGAAGCCUACUGUACCCCGAGCCCUGGAGCGCCCCGGGCGGCUCCACGACCAAGAAGUCACCCCUGGCUGCCCCCCGCGGUGGCUUGACCUUGAACGAGCCCUUGCGCGCCCUGUACCCAGCCGCCGCGGACUCUCCGGGCGGGGACGACGGGCCCGGCCUUUUGGCCUCUUUCACCCCCUUCUUCUCAGACUGCGCUCUGCCCCCGCCGCCCCCGCCCCCGCAGGUGUCCUACGACUACAGCGCAGGCUACAGCCGCACUGCGUACGCCAGCCUUUGGAGACCGGACGGGAUUUGGGAAGGGGCGCCCGGGGAGGAGGGGGCGCACCGGGACUGACUGCGCGGUACCCUUCUCCCCCAGUGGAGACUGCUGUGGAGGCGGCCGCCUCUGGGUCCCUCCUAAGCCUAGAGAACGGUGGGCAAAUGCACGUGGAGUUGAAACGGGAUUUUAAAAAUUCAGUUAAUAAAAGAAACUUAAGAAAAAGAGAUGAAGAGAAGUUGGGGGUUGUUUUAAUCACAGCCUCGUGUUUAAAAAAAAAAAAAAGCCGUUGGAAGGUUCUUACCGGAUCAGACAAGCCAAGAAAUCAAGACGGGAUUUGGGGAAUGGGGUGGGGAUGUCAGAAGGGGCAGGAGGUGGUUUCUGUAGCCACCUGUCCCUUCUCCAACUUUUCAUCAAAAGGUCAGUGUAUUUAGUGUGCUUGCCCCCUCCAAACAGUGCCCUGGUCCCUCCCCUCCCCUGCCCUUAGAGUGCGUUAUGAAUUAAAGUCUGUAUUGAAAAGAA
Lagenorhynchus albirostris (white-beaked dolphin) is the source of this 1725-nucleotide messenger RNA. It is a transcript of the gene FAM181B, whose product is annotated as family with sequence similarity 181 member B. Lineage: Eukaryota; Metazoa; Chordata; Mammalia; Artiodactyla; Delphinidae. The transcript has a single exon. The coding region runs from base 1 to 1281 and encodes 426 amino acids. The record is from RefSeq and is a predicted model, not a curated record.